AUGAAACCCAAGUCGUCGCACAAGGAGCAGGCUCCUAGAGUCGAGAUCGUACCCUCUUCCCAAGUCUCGGACGUGAUACCCCUUGUUGUGGGGAUGUAUAUCGCUGGUCACGGACGAAUGCGCGACGGCGAGACGGUCUUGAAGCUCACGCGACAGAGCAACAACCUCGACGAUGAGCCAUUCGUGGCAUGGGUCCCCGAACACACGCUGCAGUACCUCGAUGCUGACGCGGUCUAUGAAUAUUGGGAGGAUCUUCCGGGCGGCAGGGACCAUCAACUCGGAUACGUGCAAAAAUGGAAUGCAAACAUUGCUGCAGGCCUCAACAAGCAGCACGGUAUCCCUUGGGAGAUAUUCAAGAUAAACGAAUGCAGAAUCCGCAACCGGGAGAUGGAAAUGCUGGUUCACUGGCAAGGGUACAGGGAAGAGGAGUCCAGCUGGAUCGCGGAACGCGACCUCAAGCAGCAAGCGCCCCAGAUGGUGUCGUUUUUUUGGGAACAGCAAAAUGAUCCCACAGCAGUGGUCUCUAAACAGUGGACGCAAACAUCUCUUUCCCAUAGAUGA
This is a messenger RNA of Colletotrichum graminicola M1.001, 561 nucleotides long. Its product is annotated as chromo domain-containing protein. The coding region runs from base 1 to 561 and encodes 186 amino acids. The record is from RefSeq and is a predicted model, not a curated record. The transcript is spliced from 2 exons. NCBI's taxonomy places the organism in Eukaryota, Fungi, Ascomycota, Sordariomycetes, Glomerellales, Glomerellaceae.